AUGAGUGAGGAUAUAUUAAGUAAAAGUAAUAUGGGUGAAUUUGGAGAAGUAUAUUUUCAAAUAGAUUUUUUAUAUAGGACUUUGAUCAACAACUUUAUGAAAGAUGUGAACAAUUUUGCUAAAAGUUAAGACGAACAAAUUAAUAGCUCUAUAAGUUUGAAUUGAUAUCAUUUUUAGAUAAUUUUCAAAUAUUGUUAAUUAAAAUACUAAAGUAGCUAAAGAGUAAUUGGGAUAAAUGUUAAGUGAAGAACCAGAAUUAUUAAAAGAAGUAAAUGUUUUAUUGGAAGAUGAUGUUAAAUACAAGACUUAGAAAGAGAGACUAACUGAGUUUAUUAGUAAUGAGACUAACAAAUCAAAAGCUUUGGAAACAAUUUUGAAAUAAAUAUAAAAUGGACAAUUAGAUGGACAUUAAAAUAAAGAUCAUAUAUUAGAAUUAUUUAAUAAUGAACCUUAAUUAUAAUAAUAGUUCUUAUAGAGUUUCAAAAAGAAGCAUGAUCAAAUUCCACCAAAAAAAAAAAUUGAAGAAAAUAGAAAUUAUUUUUAAAAACUACUGGAUAAAAAUGGAGUUGUAGAUAUGGUAACACUUAAAUUUUUUAAAUUAGAAUGAAUUACUUUUUUGGGAUAAAUUUAGAAUGAGAGUUAUCUAAUAAUAUCCUAAUGAACAUUAAUAAUUUAUGAAUGAAUUUAUGAAAAUUAUACAUCUAUAUUCUGAAUGUAUAAUUACAUAAAUGGAAGUGAUGGAAUUAAUUAAUUAAUAAGAAUGGUUAGAAACAGAAUAUAUAGAUGAAAUUAGAUCAAUGUUAUCAACAAGAGUAAUUGCUAGAAGAAUACAAACUCCAUUAUUUAAACCUUUAAAAGAUACAGAUUUUGCUUAAGUUGACAGAGUAACAAGAUCUUAUGUUCGAAUGCCUAUUGGAUAUGCAAAAGCUAAUAAUAAUUCAGAAAUUCUUAAUCAUUCCUGGGUAUCAGUACCAUUUGGUUCUGAAGACCAAUCAUUUUUAAUUAUGAGAAAAAAUACUUUUGAAGAACAGUUAUUUAAAAGUGAAGAUGAAAGAUUUGAAUUUGAUGUCAAUAUUUAAUAAAUAAAAAGAACCAUAAAUUUAUUAUAAGAGAUUAUUGAUAGUAAUAAAGAGGAUCCAAUAUUGAUUGCUAAAGUAAUUGAUAUGAGAAUCUUAUAAUAAUUAUAUCGAAAUUAAACUUAAGAUUAAAAUGAAGUCCUUCAGAUAUUUUAAACUAAACCUGCUGAAAGUGCUAAAAUUCUCAUUAAAAGAGUUAAAUAAAAAUUAAAUGAACUUAUAUCUGCUAGAAAUAACAAAGCUAAAUAAAUUUGGGAAAAUGUAUCCCUAAAUAACUUUCAUCGUUCUCUUGAUCAUAGAUCUUUUUAUUUUAAAAAGAAUGAUAAAUUAGUCAUAAAUGGAUAAAGAUUUGCUAGAGAAAUAGAAGAAUAUGCUAAAAACAUUUUAAUUAAACAUCUUGGAACAAAAGAACAUAUUUUUGUUAAAAGAAAGCAAGAUUAAAUAUAAUACACAUUUGAAAACUCAUUCUUAAAUUCUCUUGCUUAAAUGACUAAUAUAAAACCUAUUUUACCUAAAUAGAUGCCAUUAAUCCCAUCUAAUAAAGACAAUAUAAGAUUUUUUCCUUUGAUUUCUCUAUGGAUGGGAAAUGAAUAAAUUUUAUAAGAAUGUGGUUAAUUUGUUAUUCAUUAUCUCCAAAUUAUGGGAGGCAAUAAUUCUCUUGAUAAAAGAAAUGGAACAUUUUUUAUGAUUAAAUUUAUCAAUCAUUUCUUUUAAGUUCCUAUGAAACCUAUGCAAAUAUCUUAAUUAACAUUAAUAGAUACUAAAUUAAAAAAUGAAAUUUAAGAACUAGAAAUUUAUGAUAUUCAUUAUAAUCCAGAAGAUGCUUCUACAUCUAUUCCAGAAAUAGAAAAUGAAUCCCCUGGAAUAUUUCUAAAUCUAUAACCAAAAGUUAAGUCUACUACAUAUGUCACAUAAAAUCUUUAUAUUCUAUUAAGAUUUUUACAUACCAUAUAUCAAAGAUUAGAAAUGGCUUAUAUCAUAAGUCAAUAAAAUAAGUUAGGAUAAGAUAAGAGAUAUAAUUUAUUUAAAUCUGCUUUAUUCCUUUCAUUAAAGGCCAAAGAUUUUAAAUAUGAAGAUCAUUUAAGAAGUUUAUUCGGAAAACAUGUAUAUUGAUUUUUAAUUAUGUUAGGGUUUUAUAUUUUCAACUUUAGAGAAAGUUUUUCAUGAUGCUGCUAAACAAUUAGCAAUUUGUGCUUCUGAUGUUGUAUCUAUGUCAUUUUUUGAAAAAUCAUAAUCAGUAGAAGGAGACUUUGAUAAAUACUUUUAAGUUGUAUCUAGCAUAGUAAAUGGUGAAGGAAUUAAGGUUUCUGAUUUAGAAUCUUAGGUUUUUUGUAAAUUCUCAUAAUUACAAGAGGAAGAACAAUUAUUGAAAUUGCAUUAAGCAUUUUAUCAUCAUAAACCAGAAAAGAAACCUAUUUAUAGAGUAAAAAAAUGAAUUAUUUAAAUAUAGAUUGCUUGUUGGUAUAGGGCUUGUUUCAUAUCAAUAUUACCUGCAUAUGGUGGAUGCAAUUAAGAGAUAUGUAAAUCUUGUAAAUAACCUUACUUAAUGAGAAAUAUGAAAAGAGGUGAAAGACGAAUGAUGAUUACAAAUAAUAUUGAGUGGAGUGUUGAUGAGUGUAGCCAUUUCAAACCUAUCAUUAAUUAAGGAGAAGAUUAUUUAAAAUGUGUAUGAG
Molecule: messenger RNA, 2749 nt
Organism: Paramecium pentaurelia
Lineage: Eukaryota; Ciliophora; Oligohymenophorea; Peniculida; Parameciidae
Source: the annotation of a GenBank genome assembly